GCAACAUGUUGUUCCGAGUAGUUAAAGGAAUCAGUUUGUCCACUUCCUCUUAUGCUUGUAGAGUCAUCGUCGUUGUAAGUUGAGAAAUUGCUGAAGCUCUGCAAAGAAAGGUGCCGUUACACAGCAGUCAAUCACUCCUGCAGCGCGAUUACAAGGACUUAACUGUAAAAGAAUGGAGACGACAGGGAACCAGACCAUAUCCCUCACGAUGAACCCUCUGGACGAGUCCAUGCGGAGGAUGCAGGGAUACGAAGUUACACGACAACCGCAGGGUCAAUCUUUGCCAAACUACCAAGAAGGCAUAUUUACGUAUAAGGGAAACCGGCAAACUCCGUGGAAGAGCGAGCAAACCCACUCCUACAGCCACCCAAAGGAGUAUGUUGGACGCAUUCUGAACGGGUCCCUGGUGCACACUGGCGGCAAUACGGAGAUGGCAAUGACGACGCACCACACGCUCGAGCGGCCACAAAUGCCGCCUGGAACCAUCCGCAAAUCCUUUUUCACGCAGCCUCAGUACGUGCCCACGGAGGACCCCGCGCUUGACGAGCUCCACGCCGUGGCGCACACCAUCGCCCCCCGCCUCUCCGAGCUGCUCUCCGCCUGCCGCGCCUACCACCUGCACUCCCCCGACGGCUGGAUCACCACGGGCGGCUUCAUGAGCGCGGCACGCAACGCGGGGUUGGAGCUCAGCCGGGCGGAGUUCCUAGCCCUGGAGCGGGCGAUGAGCAAGGACGCCAUGGGUCGCAUCAAUUACCUUCAGCUGGAGCUGCUGGUGAUCAGCAUCGCGGCGGCGGACGGGGGCGACGCGGGGGGCGACGGCAACCAGUGAUGACUGAUGAGAUACGGGAGGAUGGCUGGAUGGGGG
This is a messenger RNA of Astrephomene gubernaculifera, 865 nucleotides long. The record is from the annotation of a GenBank genome assembly. Lineage: Eukaryota; Viridiplantae; Chlorophyta; Chlorophyceae; Chlamydomonadales; Astrephomenaceae.